AUGGCACUACUCGAGCUGCUGGAACAAUUGCCAGCUGAGCUGCUCUUCAUCUGGCACCAACACCGACUCCCCAUCUUGCUGGCUGCACUGGUAGUAGCGACGGUUGUGCGUCUUGCAAUUUAUUCGCGCGACCGGAGAGAGAAGCUCUCUUUGUCACCAGCUCCCUCGUCGCCAGUGCCGGUAGAGGAGAAACCCACCGUCCAGCUCAAACCCGAAUGGCUGCCCGAAUACACCACGCUCAACUCGUCGGAGCUUAACGUCGACAACCAUGCCGAGGACGAUACGAUGGCGGUGGCUGCAGCCGCAAAAGUGAAGAAGGGGCCCAAGAUGGUCAAGGGCAGGAAGACCCCGAAGAAGCUUGUUGCGCCUGCGACGUUCAACCACCAAACGGAUAGGAUACAGCCAUUGGUCUUCUUCCAGUCGCUAUCUGGUACGACGGAGCGCUACGCUAAGCAGUUCGCGGGAGUUCUCACCGAGUGGACGAGAGGCUGCGAUCAAUCCAAGUCCUUCUUGGAGCCCCAGACACUCGACAUAUCGUACAUCGAGCACGACGACUACUUCAUCAGCCCGCCCAAGGGCGACGCGAACGUCAAAUACUUCUACAUUAUCCUCGUUCCGACGUACAACAUCGACACCGUUUUGGACGUCUUUGUAGAGAGCCUGCAGGAGACACACAAUGAUUUCAGGAUCGAUACGGCGCCUCUGAGCGGUCUGGUGGGGUACACUGUGUUUGGUUUUGGCGAUAGGGAGGGGUGGCCGACCGAGGAAGAGGGUUUCUGCAGUCAGUCGAGGGAAGUGGACAAGUGGAUGGCCCGGCUGACGGGCAGGAAAAGAGCAUACCCGCUUGGCAUGGCGGACGUCAAGAGUGAGGCCGAGCAAAGGUUGCAGGACUGGAGGGUAGGCGUCCAGGACGCGCUUGUAGAGAUCGCCGAAGGACGAGGACUUGGUGAAGGCGUGCCGGGCAGUGGAGACCCUAUCGAGAGCGACGAAGAAGACGUGGCGGAGGAAAACGGUCAGAGCACGCGAGUAGAUGACGUUGAAGACCUGGGCUCUAUGGUAAACUCUUCCGCCGGACCAAUACCCGUCGACUUUACAACCUAUAAGAAAUCCCCAGCCAAGUCUCAAUCCGUCCAGGCCCCCAAGGAGAUGGUGCCUACCACCUCCCCUACCUACGCUGCUCUCACGAAACAAGGCUACAGCAUCAUCGGCUCUCAUUCAGGCGUCAAGAUCUGCCGAUGGACUAAAUCCGCUCUGCGAGGCCGAGGCUCUUGCUACAAGUACUCCUUCUACGGCAUUGCCUCUCACCUGUGCAUGGAAGCCACUCCCUCUCUCUCCUGCUCGAACAAGUGCGUCUUCUGCUGGCGGCACGGCACAAACCCCGUCGGCACGACAUGGCGCUGGAUAACCGAUGCUCCAGACAUGAUUUUCGACGGCAUCACCACAGCACAUUACAAGAAGAUCAAGAUGAUGAAGGGCGUUCCCGGAGUGCGAGCCGAGCGUUUCAGCGAAGCCAUGCGCAUUCGUCACUGUGCCCUGAGUCUGGUCGGCGAGCCCAUCUUCUACCCGCACAUCAACGAGCUCCUCGGGAUCAUGCACAGCAACCGGAUCUCCACGUUCCUUGUCUGUAACGCCCAGCACCCAGCUCAGCUAGCGUCUUUGAUCCCAGUGACACAGCUCUACGUCUCCAUAGACGCAUCCAACAAGGACAGUCUCCGCAAGAUUGAUCGGCCCCUGCAUCGAGACUUCUGGGAGCGUUUCUGUGCUUGCUUGGAUAUCCUCCGCAACCGUCGUUUUGAGCAACGCACCGUCUUCCGCCUCACGCUGGUCAAAGGCUUCAACAUGGCUGAGGAAGUGCGCGGCUACGCUGAUCUCGUUGAGCGCGCUCUGCCUGGCUUCGUCGAGGUCAAGGGCGUUACAUACUGCGGGACCUCCGCAGCUGGCUCUGCAGGCCUUACCAUGGAGAACGUCCCCUUCUACGAAGAAGUAGCCGAGUUUGUGACUGAACUUGAGAAAGAGCUAAACAGCCGUGGACUUACCUAUGGUAUCGGCGCCGAGCACGCACACUCCUGCUGCAUCCUGCUAGCCGACCGCACAAGAUUCAAGAGAAACGACAGAUGGGCUACUAGAAUCGACUUUGAGCGCUUCUUCGAUCUCUACGAAGGCAAGGUGGAGGGGACAAGAGUGGAGGAUGGGAAAGUGGUGGGCUGGAGACCGGAAGACUACGUCGGCGAGGAGACGCCGGAGUGGGCGCUCUGGGGAAACGGCGGAUUCGAUCCUAGGGACGCAAGAGUGUACAGGAAGGGCAAAGGCCCAAAGGUUAGCGAGGAGGGAGGGAAAGUCACCGCGGCUGCUUUGGAGUUUUAA
Molecule: messenger RNA, 2364 nt
Organism: Alternaria arborescens
Lineage: Eukaryota; Fungi; Ascomycota; Dothideomycetes; Pleosporales; Pleosporaceae
Product: S-adenosyl-L-methionine-dependent tRNA 4-demethylwyosine synthase
Exons: 3
Coding region: 1-2364 (787 amino acids)
Biological process (GO): wybutosine biosynthetic process
Molecular function (GO): FMN binding; 4 iron, 4 sulfur cluster binding; catalytic activity
Source: RefSeq, a predicted model, not a curated record